Messenger RNA from Moneuplotes crassus, 1640 nucleotides. The record is from the annotation of a GenBank genome assembly. Lineage: Eukaryota; Ciliophora; Spirotrichea; Euplotida; Euplotidae.
AUUGGAAAAUGUCUGAUAAAGAAGCCAACAAGGGAAAAAUUAACGGUAGCCAGUAUAGAAAUACAAAGGAAAAGUACGAGAAAGUAAUCAUUGUGGAAGAGGUGAUCGAAGAAUUAGAUGAUCCUAAGAUAAACUUGGAAGAGAGAGAAUUAAAGAAUAACUCUAGAACAAUGAAGAUGAUCAAUAACAACACCCAGAAUAUACAAAUAGACAAGAUCCUUAAGACAAAGGAAAAAGAAGAAAUCAGGCUAAACAUUGAAGAUUCUGAUGAAUCCAUUAUUCAGGUUGAUGAUGACCAGAGCGAGUAUAGGAAGUCUCAGACUUAUAUCCAAGGAGAGGACUUAGGAGAAAUCUCUAAGGAGACCCAAUUGAAAAUAAGAAAUCUAACUAAGAUGGCAAAGAACAAAUUCCAAGGUUCUAAUGAACCUAGAGAGAAUCAGUUCACCAUCUUACCUUCAUUGGGUAAAGAGACAUAUGGAUUUAACAUCAAGGAUAGCAGAUUCAUAUUCAAUAUCACAGCGGUGAUUAAUUUCUUUAUUCCUGCUGUAGGAGCUUUUAUCGGCUCUUAUUUCCUGACUUAUACAAUGUCUGCGAUUCUAGGAUUGGUACUAAACGUAGUAGUCUUUGUGCUUACAGCCGAUGAUGGAGUGCUUUGGGUAGACACCAAUAUUCCAACUGAUACUUAUAAAAGAAUCUGCACUAUUCCAGCCUCAGCAAAUAUUAUCUACGAGGAGUUGAAAACUGGUAGCGAGGCUCAUAAAUAUGAUCUGAUGCUGAAAAGAGAACCGUACAUCAUCCAGGAGAAUUUAGAUGCUCAUUUGAAAUUUAAAAAGGUUACUUUUGAACUUCCAGAAACAUUCCCUUUUAGCGAAUUAUUUGCUAAUAGAGUAUGCUAUGUCAAAGAGUACCAUGGAGUAUCCGAAGACGGAAUCUGCCACAUAAUUUCACAAAGAGUGGAAUCUCCUCAAGAGACUAGUUCGAUUGAUGUAGAAAUAACUUCUUAUGAGGAAUCAUUCACAAUUAUCCCCAUAAGCGGGGCUGAAUCAAAGGUUAUUUUCAUCUCCAAAAUGAAUUAUGGUGGUAGCCUUGCUAACUUCUUUCUAAAUAAGAUCUCUGUGGAGAGGCUCAAUCAUCUGCUUUGUAUCAAGAGCUACUUUGAUGAAAAGAAUCAGGAGAAAGUGUACGAAACCUUUCGAACUGGCACCAAAAUUGCCCAAGAAAUCAGCAAACAGAAUGGCAAAGAUUUGAACCAAGUUGAGAUCGAAUCUGAAGAAUUAGUUAGCUAUCAAUAUGAAGAGGUGAAGCAUCUUGAUCAAAGUGACGAGAAAGUCCCAGAUGAGGAUUCUAUAGAGGCUUGAGCUGAUAUAGAUGAAGCUUCUGAGGUUCAGAGUAUCAAUGAUAGUUAUCUUGACCUCACUAAUACCUUCCAAAAGUCAAAUCCUUUUGCUAACCAUACUAUGAUCAAUAAGACCCCAAACGACACGAAGAGACAUACCAUCAACGGCACUCGGAACUACAUUCACAAGAACAGAAGCAACCAGAAGAAGACAGCAAUGCUCAUGACAGAGAAUGUCCCUGAAGAAGUCAUUUAUGAAGAAGUCGGAGAAGAUUUUUAGUAGAAUUUAGGAUCAGCAUAGUGG